GCAUCGGGAAGGUGAAGCGGAAAACGGGAAUGCGUGACACGGCCUCCAACGCCGACGCCGACACGUGCUCCGACAACGGCGAGCGCCUGUACGACCUCAACCUGCCGGCGCUCGUCAAGUUCAGCUACGCYGCCGAGCGCGAGGACGAGCUCUCGUUGGUCAAGGGUACACGCGUCAUCGUCAUGGAGAAGUGCAGCGAUGGCUGGUGGCGUGGGGGGUACCAGGGGCGUUCCGGAUGGUUCCCUUCCAACUACGUGACGGAGGACGCCGACGGGACAGCGGGGGGAGGAGGGGGCGACAGUUUGGGGGACCCGGUAGGCUCGCUGACUGAGAAACUAGCGGCAGUGGUUCACAGUGCGUCUAACGGGACCCGGAGACUCCACACGGUGCAGGCGCUGUACCCUUUCAGCUCGGAGAACGAGGAGGAGCUGAACUUUGAAGAGAAGGGAGAGGUGAUGGAGGUGGUGGAGAAACCAGACAGACCUGAGUGGUGGAAGUGCCGUAAAGCAGACGGACAGCUGGGACUAGUGCCUAAAAACUACGUCAUUGUGCUGCCUCCCCAGCAGGACUCCACUACCCAGAAUGCCUCACCGGGCCCCGCGGGGCCGCCCACGCCUGACUGUGACUACAUCUCUCCGGCCACGGUGGGGUUUGCGGGGAAGCCGUGGUACUAUGGCAAGGUGACGCGUCAUCAGGCAGAGGUGGCUCUCAACCAGAGAGGAGUGGAGGGAGCUUCCUCUCAGAGACUCCGAGUCAUCG
Salvelinus sp. IW2-2015 is the source of this 759-nucleotide messenger RNA. Lineage: Eukaryota; Metazoa; Chordata; Actinopteri; Salmoniformes; Salmonidae. The record is from RefSeq and is a predicted model, not a curated record.